Molecule: messenger RNA, 2698 nt
Organism: Bufo gargarizans (Asiatic toad)
Lineage: Eukaryota; Metazoa; Chordata; Amphibia; Anura; Bufonidae
Product: brain-specific angiogenesis inhibitor 1-associated protein 2-like
Exons: 14
Coding region: 215-1858 (547 amino acids)
Biological process (GO): positive regulation of actin filament polymerization; actin filament bundle assembly; actin crosslink formation
Cellular component (GO): nucleoplasm; cytosol
Molecular function (GO): cytoskeletal adaptor activity; protein binding
Source: RefSeq, a predicted model, not a curated record
AUAUUGAGCAGCAGAACUUUUGUCUGAGGCUGUGUUCUCCCUCCCAUCCUGUUUCCUCCCCAGGCCCUUCUCCUCCCUCCCACAGCCAGCCCUCCACACCAGAGCAGUGGUCAGUGGUCAGCAUCUCAGAGACACCUUCUGCCUCCCCAUCUCCAGGGAUCCAGCUCUGUGUCCGGCAUCUAAAGUCCAUGUGAAAAGCUUCAAGCCAAGCAACAUGUCCAGGUCCGAUGAGGUGAACAGACUGACAGAGAAUGUAUACAGAGUUAUAUUAGAUCAAUUCAACCCAAGUCUUAAGAACUUUGUCACAAUGGGGAAACAUUAUGAGAAAGCACUUUCAGGUGUUACUGUAGCGGCAAAAGGCUAUUUUGAUGCCCUUGUGAAGCUAGGGGAACUUGCCAGCAUCAGCCAAGGGUCUAAGGAGCUGGGUGAUACUUUAUUUCAAAUGGCUGAAGUCCAUCGGCAAAUCCAAGUCCAGCUGGAGGAAGUGCUGAAACUUUUCCACUCAGAACUCCUGGCUCAACUGGAACACAAGCUGGAGCUGGACAUUAAGUAUUUAACCGCGACACUGAAAAAAUAUCAAGUUGAGCAUCGUUCCAAGUCAGAGUCUAUUGAAAAAUGUCAGUCUGAGCUGAAGAAACUGAGGAAGAAGUGUCAAAAUAGCAAAAACCCCCAGAAAUAUGGAGACAGAGAGGUGCAGUAUGUUGAGAUCAUGAGCACCAAACAGUGUGAGUUGGACCAGUUUGUGGCAGAAGGGUAUAAGUCAGCGCUCACAGAAGAACGGAGAAGAUACUCUUUUCUGGUGGACCGUCAGUGUGCUGUAUCCAAGCACUUCAGUGCCUACCACAGCAAGGUGAAGGAGUUGUUAAGUGCCAAGCUCCCGUCAUGGCAACAGACGUGUACUCAGCCCACUAAACUUCCAGAGCGUGCGCUGAUGCUUGUGAAACAAACUGCUAAUGCAUCCAGUGAGCCCGUCAUCUCAGAUCCAGUGCCAAGCACAAAACCACUAGAUGUUCCUCCCGAACUUGCGCCCCUUCUAGGGGGAGGACUGUCUAUGAAUCAUCGGAUGUCUGUACAAGAGGUUCUUCCCAUACCUAAUGGAGAGAGCCAUCGAGCAAAAGGACCCCGGGACAUAGGAAACCCUAUUCAUUUAGAUCCAAUACCAUCCAAUCAAGUGAUUCCACCACAUCCAUCAACACCAACUUCAGUUACGCCUCCAACCCCUAAAGCCAAUGAAUUGUAUUCAUGUACUCUACCAAUACCACGCAAGCCAGCCUCUGAGAACAGACUGGCAACGUUAGUUGAAAAUAAAACUCUACCUCGGAUCAGUCCGCUAUCUGUUUUGCCCCCUCGAGUGGAACGACGCAGAGUCCAGGCUGUCUUUUCUCACACCGCGGGGGAGAACAGCACUUUACUCAACUUCCAGGAGGGCGACGUUAUCCUUUUGUUGGUACCAGAGGCCAGAGAUGGCUGGCACUAUGGAGAGAAUGAAUCCACCAAAAUGAAAGGAUGGUUCCCAUUUUCCUACACUCGGCCUCUUCCACCGGCAGAUAACACAGAAAAACAUGGCUCAAAUUUUCCGCUUAGUAAAUUGAACAGUAGCAGCACUGGAAAUCUGGAUAAAGUUGGUGUGUCCAUCCCUGAGUGUGAAAGUGUCCGGAUAGAAGCGGUCAGAUAUACCCCCUCACCUCGCACAAGCACCUUCCGCCAGCGGCCGUACAGCAUGAUCAGUCCUGACCUAGUGCAAUUAGCAAAUGAAUUUGGAAGCCCAGCACCAUCUCCUUCCAGGACCAACCCCUUUGCUCAUGUUAAACUGAAGCGAACAGUUACUAACGAUCGUUCAGCCCCUGUCAUUCAGUGACCUUGUGAUGUCCUUCAAGAAGAUGCUGCUUCAGGAACACUUUAUAGAAGACAUUUGUUUCUUCAGAUCUCUUCCAUAGACUGGAAAGGCCUGAUGUAAAUAAAACUAUGAUGCUUGGUCUUUUCUGAAACCAGCAAACAUUAUAACUAUGGAAAUAUUCUGUUUACAGCAGUUAUGAGAAAUUUCCCAGCAAUGUCUGUGUUGACUUUACCGUCAGAUGCAUGGUAGCACGCGUUUCGGUAAACACACUGUCAGCUGAAAGUAUUCAUGACCUCAGCAGUAUUAUACAAAAGGUGACCUUCUCUGAUCAUAUGACCAGAGUGUAGAUUAGCCAUGCAUUCUUAAGAUUGCUUCAUGUGGCUUGGAAAUGGGUUACCUGUAAGAGAUGCCUAGACACAUGAGUAAGGGCACCAAGUUGGCAUUCUGAAGGCGUAACUACACUACAAAGCUCAACAGAACUGUCAGAAAAAGAAAUAAUAGACAAGAUUAAGGUUGGAGUUCAAGAAGGAGUGGUCGCUUUCUCUGCCUUUGCUCUUUUGCCGCUCUCAUACUAUCUGUAAAAGAUGAAAUUCCAAUUGUGAAUACAUCUGUAACAUAUAUAGGUAUUUAAAUUGUGUUUAGUGUGCCAUAUGAAUGUAGCGCAAUGGGGCAGAUUUUCUAAUUUUUUUUAAAAUGUAGAGUGGCUCAGGCUGUCUUAUAAAUUUGGGGCAUGGAUAGACACUUUUUCAGGGCCGUCUUUAAUAUUGAUUGGACCCUGGGCAAAAAUUUACUUGGGCCCCCUGGAUCCCGCCUUCCCACACCUUAGCAGGCAAUCACGCCCUCCACCACAACACACACACA